AUGAAAUAAAAAGAAACAGCUCCAUAAAGUAAAAUAAGUAAUGAAAAAACAAUGCCAAGUGAUUCAGGAAUACAUGUUCACAAAAAUACUCAUGCCAAAACUUAAAUUAUUAAUAACAAAUCAACUUCACCGUUUUCUAAUUAAAGAAUUUAAACUUAAGGAAAUAAAACUUAAAUCAUUCAAAAUGUAAAUUUUUUUCAAUUACCUUUUAGUUUUAUUUGCCUCUACAAAUAAAAAAAAUUAGAGAUGAGAUUUUAUUAGAUAAAGAAAUUCAUGAGAAAGCUUAAAAGAAGGAAGAUGCUAAAGAAUGGUUUCUUGGUAAAAUAAUUAUGUAACGUAAAUUUGGUUAUUGUAAAUAUUACAAGAAAAAAUAAUAUUAUUAUGAAGGAUAAUUUUCAUGUGACAUUAAACAUGGAAAAGGUUUAAUAAUUUAUGAAGAUGGAACACAUUAUGUAAGUGUUAUAAUAAAUUAAGUAAGGAGAAUUUUUUGCUGAUAAAAUUCUUGGUGAUAAUGGUAUGUUUAAAGAUUUUGAAGAUGAAUGUUAGAAAAAUACAAAACUGGAAAAAAAAAAAUUAGAGUUUCCAAAUGGAGCUAUAUAUUAAGGGUAAGUUCUUGAUGGUAAAAGACAUGGUAAAGGAAUUUAUACUUGGAAAGAUGGUACUAAAUAUGAAGGUUCAUUUGAAAAUGAUUAAAUUAAUGGAUUUGGUAUUAUGGAAUUUGCAGAUAGUAGAAAAUAUAAAGGAGAAUGGGUUAAUGGAGAAAUGGAAGGAUUUGGUUAAUUUAUUUGGCCAAAUUUAGAAGAAUAUAAAGGAUUUUAUAAAUAAAGCAAAAGAAAUGGUUUUGGAGUAUUUAAAUAUAAAAGUGGAAUUAGAUAUUUUGGUGAAUUUCUUAAUGGAUUAAAUCAUGGUGCUGCAGUUUUAAUGUAAUCUAAUCAUUAACCUAAAAUCUCCAAAUGGUAAGAUGGAAAAUAAAUUGAAUGA
Messenger RNA from Paramecium sonneborni, 981 nucleotides. Lineage: Eukaryota; Ciliophora; Oligohymenophorea; Peniculida; Parameciidae. The record is from the annotation of a GenBank genome assembly.